CGAAUGCGAAUGACGUCACAAGCCAAAGUUGACGCUUUCGAGUCCAAAGGGGAAAAUAUCAAAAUGUCUACCUCAUUGAAAGCAAUUACGCCGGUGCAAUUAUUCGUCUGCGGAGUCAUUAUUGUGGGUGGCCACAAUGUCUAAGUGGAUAGCCAAAUAAUAACCACUGGACAGGAGCCAAAGAGAGUUGGUGACAAGAAAAAAAAUUUACAACUAUCUCUGCGAUUGUGUUGUGGUCCUAUUCUGCCAUUGGCGCCACGAAGCAACAAACUACAACACUUUUCAGAAGUUCCAUCAAAUACACACACACACACACACACACUUGUGAAAGACGUGAAAUGAACAACUGAAGUGUGGCGUGGGUGGUGGCGGGGGGCGUGGCUCGGCACGAUGGACGCUGCCAGUACCUUCCGAUAUUACUUCAAGCACCCGUGGUCGCGCAUCACCGUGGCCUACCUGGUCAUCUUCCUCAACUUCCUCAUCUUCGCCGAGGACCCGGUGUCCCACAGUCAGAAGGAGGCGCGCAUAGCUGUGGUGGGCAACUGCUUCUCCUUCCUUUUCAGCAAGUACCCAGGAGUGGGGUGGAACGUCCUCAAAGUGGUGUGCUGUCUACUGGCCAUUUUCACCGGCCUCCUCGCCGGGAAGUUAGUAUUUCACCAACAGCUUUUUGGUCGAUACCUGCGCUUGAAAGUGUUCCGCGAGGAUCAUGGCUCCUGGAUGACCAUGUUCUUCAGCACCAUCCUCUUCCUCUUCAUCUUCUCGCACAUCUACAACCUCGUCCUGCUGAUGGCUGGUAGCAUGGAGUUUCACAUGGUGACGGAUCACAUGGGCAUCAAGAAUGCGACUUUUAUGAAGAUUGCUGCAGUGGGUACCUGGAUGGGGGACUUUGUCACUGCGUGGAUGGUGACAGAUAUGAUGCUUCAGGAUGAUAAUUAUCCGGACUGGGGGAAAGCUGCUAGAAGGUUCUGGAAACAAGGCAACAAUAGGAUUGUACUCUUCUGGUCCGUGCUCGUCUUGCUGACGUCAGUGGUUGUUCUAGCCAUCGUUUCCGACUGGAUCUGCUGGGACAGCCUGAACCAAGGCUUCUUGCCCAGCGAUGAGGUCUCCAGAGCCUUCCUGGCCUCCUUCAUCUUGGUCUUCGAUCUCCUCAUUGUCAUGCAGGACUGGGAGUUCCCUCACUUCAUGGGUAACCUGGAUAUAAAUUUGCCAGGCUUGUCAACCUCACAGGUGAAUUUCAAACUUCCUGUCUGCAGAAGUAUCGUCAAAGAGGAGUAUCACAUUCAUAUCACAGGUAAGUGGUUCAACUACGGCAUCAUCUUCCUGGUGAUGAUUUUGGACCUGAACAUGUGGAAGAACCAGAUCUUCUACCAGCCGUACGAGUAUGGUCAGUACGUGGGGCCCAAAAAGGAGAUCUUCAACGUGGAAAAGCCAGACACACUCAAGAAGUUCAACCGCAGCACGCUGACUUUCGAGUGGCGCUCCACCAACGUUGACCCGAGCACCAACCACGCCUACGUGAAGCAGGACAUGUUUCUGCACAGCCGCUACAUCGGGGCCAGCAUGAAGAUCAAGUGGCUGGCCUUCAUCCCCAGCCUGAUGGCAUUCUUCAUCUUCGGCUUCUUCGUCUGGCGGCUGGGCCGAUUCCAGAACAGCAAGACCUUGACGGAAAACCAAGACAAGAGCUACGAGAGGAUGAUGAGGAAGUCGCCGACCGAAUAUAGCAAAGAGAUGGGUGCCACCCCCGAAGAAAUGCAAGAUUUCAGCGUGUCGGACAGCCUCAAGCCCUCGGGAACGUCCAUGCUGCUCUUGGUGGACGGAGCGCACUUAGCAGCGACGCCCUCUGCCAGUUUGACGGAAACCCAAGAGACACGACCCGGUGUUGCGAUUGCCACAGAGCCGCCUGAGGAACCGGACGUCUUUCAAGACACCCCGUCCCUCAUGUGGCUCGGUGUCAAUCAGGACGAUGAGGUGUGCGAGGAACCGGAUGUCUCUCAAGACGUCCGCCAAGAGUCGCCAUGACCUACGAACUCAGCGAGCCAUAUCAGCCUUUCUGCGUAUAUUUUCUUAACGCUUUCUUGUGAAGCCAAAACUGUUCGGCAGAUCUUUCCAGACACAACUUUGGCACGGUGCUUCCUGGGAUAUUUUGCAUUUCCAUAAUUCAGUGCCUUUUACCCAAGGCCUUUUCCUUGACUGCCACUGGUCUCAGGUCCCAUUCGUCGUACCACAGCGACAGUCGUGCCUUGAUAUUUCAUACACUUCACAAAUCUAAACCUCGAUGAGUACAUAGUACUUGAAGAUGUUCUAUUUAUGAUAUUUAUGAUCUGCUGCAGUCAUCUUAUUCACACUUUGAUACCAACUUCUUCUCUUAGCUGUACUCAGAGUACAGGGGGUCCUCGGAUUAGAACAGUCCAGACAUAACAGCGUUUUGAGGUUAAAAACGUGGCACAAAUAGCUAGUUUGCGCAACGGUGUAAGAAUACGUGCACAAGAAGCACACUCACCGCCAUACUUACUGUUUUUCAUUCGAUUAGUUGAUAUUUAGGGUCCAGAAAUGUUUUUUUCAUACAAAUGUGAAGCAUGAUUAUGACUUUACUACAGUAAACCCCUGCUUUUCGUUGGGCAUAGGGACUGUUGUGCUCCAAAUAGCAAAACAAUGCAAGUAAUUACAACUCCUUAAAUGUUAAUAGUUGGCUGCAGUAAUAGUUUAAACCUAAAAUAUACCCUGAGCUAUGAUCCCCAAAUACUUUAAUAUCAUUUCAAACGCUCUAAAAAUAAAUGGCUUUCAGAUUAUUUGAUGUGCGAGGAAAUUGGCAUGUAUGACGUCACUUCACAAUCUGUAAAAAGAGCAAUUGUCAAGCAAUAGCGUUAGCUUAGGCUUUUUAAUAGCCACUCAGCAGAGCAAAAACAUACAAAUGUGGCGAAGACUCACUUUAACUUCCAUUACCAACCCAGGCUAAACAUACACUGCUAUUUUUCUCACAGUCAAAACAUUAUCACUUCAACAAUACUUCCUUGACACCAAUUUAUACUUAUCUAUUAGCCAUGACGUUGGUGCCAUUUUGUGACACCUUAGGGCAUUACAGAAAGAGCACAAAACGGGCAUAGGUACGUUUGCAAUUAGCUGAGGAUUAGUUCCACGAAAAAAAAAACAGAAUAGGUGUAUUUGUGAAAACGAACCAAAAAUAGGUGGGGCUCAAAGUACUGCCUUCACUUAGUAGUGAUAGACUAUGGCGUGUUUCGACUUGCGUACAAAUUUGGGUUACAUCGCUAUUGUUAACCAAGGACCGCCAGUAAUAUUCAUUCGCUAAUCUUGACCAAUAACACCUUUGAAAGGCGUUGACCAACUCCAUCAACAGGAAACCCAACAAGACACCUCAAGAGUUUGUGCAAUUCUCACUCUUCUAAAUAAAAGCUGACAACUUUCCCCUGGAGUACAUUGUCUACAUAAACUGUUGCCUUCGGGUCCCAAAAUUGUGGGAAAAGUUGAAAACUCCUCAUGGGAAUUUACGUGAAUCUACGUGAGGCAAAGGUUUGCGGUGCGCGUGCGUUGUGAACGUAGCAUAAGAAGUCAUAAAUCUUGAAGCUUAAUUGUUGUAGCAAGCGCCUAACAAAUUACAGUGCUGCCUUGAGCUGCAAGUGACCCGACUUACAAGUUUUCUGAGAUGAGCGCCAUCGUUGGAACGAUUUUUUUUUUUUUUUGCUUUGAUUUCAAAGCAAAAAUUGAUAUACAAUUGCUGUAUGGUGGCGGUAAACUGAAGUCUCUUUACAACAAGCAGCAGUCUGGCACAAAGUCAACAAUUCUUCAUAAAAGAAGCGUCGAGCUGCUUAGUGCCACUCCCAUUUGAAGUGUCAAACUAAACAUAAAACAAAUAAUUACACUUUGGGUAUUUAAAACAGCCACAUAACUUUGCCUUAAAUUCUGCUAGCUUCAUGCUAAACCAUAAUAUGAAAUGCCAUUGACUGGGUAACGAAUAGCAUCAGUGUCACAAUGUUAUCGCCAAUCAAGCAAUGGAUAUUUGAACACAACCGGUAGAGCAACACAUGUAGGCAGAUAAUAUAACACUACUCACUGGGAUAUAUUCUUUACCCUCUGCGAAGAAUGGUUAAUAGUACAACGGCUUACUGAAGAGGUGAGACUGUCUCUGUGUAGAGUAGAACUAUGUCUGGAUUGUACUGUCCCCAGGUGGUCAAUGCGCACACACCAGAAGGAGCAGUACAAUGUCCAUUGAACUGAAGCAAAAAAUGCGGCAAAAACUAGUUAAUUCUUCACAUUCUAUUGAAUUCUGUCAUUACUUUAUAUUUUAUAGUAUUUAAGGUAUAAUAUUAUAAGAUCGCUAUUUUUCUUAUUAAGAAAGAGACAUUUCAAAAGUUUUUGUUUUUUAGUAGGUCGGAACAGAUUAAUGGUAUUUCCAUUCUUUUCAAUAGGGAAGGAUGAUUUGAGACACGAGUGUUCUGAGUUACAAGCGUGGUAAUGCAACUUUAUGCCAGCCUUCUCCAUCAAAGUGGAGACAUGGCUUUGCCUUGUUCCAAAGUGCCCGCUUUUGUCCUCUUUUUGUGCCCGUUUGGUGUCGUACUAUGUAGAUGCACUUUUAUUUCUUUAAAAUAUUGUCCUUCAAAAGCUUUGUAAAACAUCUCCUGAUUUCUACCAUUUCCCUCCCUUUUUUUCUGCAUAUAUUGGUGACAACCUCAUACGGAGAAAAGGUCUAAUUGAAUAACAAACGUAUUACUCACAGACAUAAGUGCAAUAAUAGGAUUUGCCUUUGCAUUCAUCCAAAUUAUGAGACACUCAGCGCAUGACACUGUAAUAUUCGGAAUGCGUUUCACUUUUAAAAGGAGCCAAAAGAUAAAAGAAUAAAUCAAUAAACAUUUAAGCACUUACAGGAAUACUAACCCAUCUGAUUAAAUAUUGACUUUGGUGGCGUAAACAGAGUUUCAUAAUCUCUCUGAAUUUGAUAUUUACAAAUACAGUAUAUUGUAAGCACUUUCUUUAAUUAUACAGGUUUUAAUGAACAUUUAGUCAGCCAUUGUGUGUAUAUUUAAAUGACGUUUGAUUUGACAUAAGAGGCUGUACAUUUUUCAUUAUACAUGUGCGUGCAUGCGGCCACCGGGUGAAGCGGUGGAUGUAUUUCCCAUAAUAUUCUGGAAGCGCUCGGUCGUGUAAUUUAAACAUGAAAUGGCCCUAUGAAGACAUUAAGUGUUCAUUUUGUAGGGGGCUUUAAUGUGUUGCUAAUGUAAAAACUUCACUUCUUGUUUGUUUGUUUGUUUUUUCAAAGGGGACAAAAAAAAAUCAUCAUUUGCUCAAUGUAUUCAAAAUGUCUGCUGAACCAAUAAA
Phyllopteryx taeniolatus (common seadragon) is the source of this 5331-nucleotide messenger RNA. It is a transcript of the gene tmem117, whose product is annotated as transmembrane protein 117. NCBI's taxonomy places the organism in Eukaryota, Metazoa, Chordata, Actinopteri, Syngnathiformes, Syngnathidae. The record is from RefSeq and is a predicted model, not a curated record. Bases 391 to 2019 code for a protein of 542 amino acids. The transcript has 8 exons. Gene Ontology annotation, biological process: intrinsic apoptotic signaling pathway in response to endoplasmic reticulum stress.